This is a messenger RNA of Chionomys nivalis (European snow vole), 3086 nucleotides long. RefSeq names its product solute carrier family 35 member G1 (gene Slc35g1). Bases 34 to 1140 code for a protein of 368 amino acids. Lineage: Eukaryota; Metazoa; Chordata; Mammalia; Rodentia; Cricetidae. The record is from RefSeq and is a predicted model, not a curated record. Gene Ontology annotation, cellular component: plasma membrane; endoplasmic reticulum membrane. Gene Ontology annotation, biological process: regulation of cytosolic calcium ion concentration; calcium ion export across plasma membrane. The transcript is spliced from 3 exons.
GCGCGCGGCUGCGGGAAGAGCGCGGGCUGCGGGAUGGAGCCCCCGGAGAGCGCGGCGGAGCUCGAAGCCGACGCGGUGGAGCUGAGCGAGCCGGAGCUGCGACUCGCGGACCCCGCGUCCCCCGGCUUGGAGCAUGCGGACGUCGAGGCGGCGGACGCCCCCGGCCGCGGCAGGUGUUGGCCGCACGGAGCCUGGGUGUGCGGCUCGUCCCGGGAGCCCGAAGGCAAGAAGAAAGCACCCUGCCCUGGACUUGGCUUGUUUUACACAGUGUUGUCCGCCUUCCUUUUCUCAGUGGCCUCUAUAUUUGUUAAAAAAGUGCAAGACGUCCAUGCUGUAGAGAUCAGUGCAUUUCGAUGUGUGUUCCAAUUGCUAGUUAUUGUUCCUUGCUUAAUAUACAGAAAAACUGGGUUCAUAGGACCCAAAGGUCAGCGGCUUUUCCUUCUUCUCAGAGGGAUCUUUGGUUCCAGUGCCAUGAUCCUUAUGUACUAUGCUUUCCAGACGACGUCCCUCGCAGACGCCACAGUUAUUGCGUUUAGUUGUCCAAUGUUUACGUCAAUAUUUGCUUGGAUAUUUCUCAAGGAAAAGUAUAGCCUUUGGGAUGCUUUCUUCACGUUGUUCGCAUUCGCCGGAGUGAUCCUUAUCGUCAGACCACCAUUUUUAUUUGGUUCCGACACUUCAGGGAUGAGCAAAAACUAUUCAGAUCACAUUAAGGGAACAUUUGCCGCAAUUGGACAUGCCGUGCUAUCUGCAAUGACUCUGGUUAUCUUAAGAAAAAUGGGGAAAUCCGUGGACUACUUCCUGAGCAUUUGGUAUUAUGUCAUACUUGGCCUUCUUGAGUGCAUCAUCAUCCUCUUUGCCAUAGGAGGGUGGAGUCUCCCUUACUGUGGGCUGGACAGGCUGUUUCUCAUACUUAUUGGACUCCUAGGCUUGGGGGGUCAGAUAUUUAUCACUAAAGCAGUGCAAGUAGAAAAAGCAGGACCCGUAGCAAUAAUGAAGACAAUGGAUGUAGUCUUUGCUUUUAUCUUCCAGAUUGCUUUCUUUAAUAAUAUACCAACCUGGUGGACAGUGGGUGGGGCUCUCUGUGUAGUAGCCAGUACUACCGGAUCAACCAUUCGUAGAUGGAUCCAAAGUUCCAAAUGAAAUGUCACUGUUGAAAUCUAUAUUUUUUUAAAUAUGCCAUCACCCAGCUCAAACAUCUUACAUACCUGAAAAAUCUGCAUUACUCAUUGAUUAUAUUUAAUAAAUAAAGUACCAUUUUUUAAAAUAAGGUAUUUUUUAAAUUAAGAGUAGCUAGUCUAACCUAGCAAUUUUUUGAUAGCUUUUAUUUUUGCUUUGGUUUCUUGGGGUUGGGGUGUCAUUGAGAAGAUAGCUUAUUGAGGAAUUUUAGAAAUUUUUAUGAAUACAAUUUUAAAACUUUAUUUUUGACACAGAUAAGCUAUGGAUGGGAAAUACUCUAUUUUAGCAGUGUAGAUAAGAAGCUUACUGUUGACAAUGCUGCUAUAAUUAGUUCUGUGUUGAGCCUUUGUUUGCAGUGUAAUUCCAUUUAGGAUGCCAAAGCUGAAACCUGGUACAGGUGCCUACUUACUGACAGGACUAUAAGUAAACCAGCCUUAUUUUUAAGGACCUUUUGUUUGUGCCUUUUGUUUUGAUGCCAGGAUUUUUAUAUCUACUCUCUGAACGGAGCCUUUCGCUCGCCACACGUGGUUAGCAGUUCUCUCUUUUGGUAUAUUAGUAACUCUGGCUGCCAUUUUGAAUUUUUUAUUGUCUCCUGUGUUAUUGAAAUUGCACUAUUUCUUAAAACAUUCCAAGAUUUCCAAUCUUAAAAUCCCGAGAGAGAAAUCUUGGUGUGACCAGUGUGCACAUUCUUAUCCUGAGGUGUUUACAUGUGAGGUGUGGUGAUUCUCUACAUGCAAUCUUUGAAUUCAUAGUAUGAUGCCAAAUACAGUUUUCUCAGGAUUGUACUGGGUUGGGCCAUAUCAAAUUGCCCAGAUUGUAUACCAUUUUCAUGUAUGAAAACCAUAGUUCUAGAAGGUACAUCUGAAAAGCCCCUUUAAAGCACAGGUCUGUUAUUAUUAAACUUACUCCUGUAGUCUUCUUCCAUUUUGGAAUGAUAUUUUAUAAUGCUUGUGAUAUACAAAAAAGAUAAAUACCUAUUAAUCUACAGUUGAUUGACUUUCACAGUUUCUUGCAUAUCUAAAAAUAAUCACAGGUAAUUAGAUUGACAAGCUGUACCAUGACACUAGUGUGAACUCAAGACAGUAGAUUCUAAAUAUGGAGCAUUAGCAGAUUGGUACUCUCCUGUGAAAGAGGAAAGCUUGGGAGAUCGGUCAGGGUGUUGGGAAUACAUGGCCACGAAUCUUUGUCACUUUGGAUGCCUUUAUGGUAAGCCAUCGUGGCGGCCACGUCUCGCUCUACCAGACACCCUCUGUUAUUAUCUUUAGCUGCAGAGUUGAGGGGCUGUGUGUUCUUUGCUGGUCUCCUCCCCACAGCUCUUCCAAAGGCAGGAGCUAAGUUCCUGGGGCUUACAUUCUGUUAAGAGGAUCUUCUCCAGUCGUUCCAAAGAGGAACUUUAACUUUGAUGGUUUUAAAUACUUUCCAUCUGACAUCCUAGAUGAUAUUUAUUUAGCUGAGUCAUCUCAAUCACACUUGACCUGACUCAUACUCUUGGAACGCAGAUUUGCAGCCGUGCCAUACCAGAAGCUCAGAAAACAUAGCCGGCAGCCUUUUAGAGCUAGAGCUACCUUAGAGACCAUCCCACGGGAGCCAUGCUCCGUACACAAGGAUGACAGGAUGGAUGGAGACCUGCGGUAGCUGGGUUUCCAUGGCCACCUCUUCUCACUUAGUUCCACGUAUGGAAGGUCAGACAUUCCUGGAGCCAUUGACUAACUUACACAGUAGAAGAAAGAGUUGCUGGGAUUGUGGAAGAUAAACCCAUUUGAAAACAUGCUUUAUUUCAACUGAAUCUUAAGUACUUGAAUGUCACAGUAUGUGGCUGACAUUGGAGACAAUGUUUCUUAUCCCAACCUUUACAGGGUAUGAUUUUUAAACAAUGUUCAAGUGGUAUACAAAGUUAUUGUAACAGUUAU